Molecule: messenger RNA, 460 nt
Organism: Diprion similis
Lineage: Eukaryota; Metazoa; Arthropoda; Insecta; Hymenoptera; Diprionidae
Product: COMM domain-containing protein 7-like
Exons: 3
Coding region: 24-251 (75 amino acids)
Biological process (GO): tumor necrosis factor-mediated signaling pathway; negative regulation of DNA-templated transcription
Molecular function (GO): NF-kappaB binding
Source: RefSeq, a predicted model, not a curated record
AUGUAUGUAGUAUUUUGGGGAAAAUGAAUAUUGUUCCGAGUAAAAUACUCGACGUGGGAUGGAAAUUUGGGGUGACAGCGGCGAGUAGCGAAUCUGAUAGAUUGGGAAAAACGUUUCUCCAGCUACGAUUACUCGUCGACGAGGGUAACGGGGAAACAAAUAGUAUAUUCACGGAAAUGACACUUGGACAAUUUUACAAAUUCCUCCAUGAGCUUGAGAAAGCCAAAAGCAGCUUAGAGUUGUUGCAAUAAUUAUGAUAAUGAAAAUAAUAAUAUAUAAAAUAAUAAAUCACAUACAAAUAUUUAUGUAUAGUAUAUAAAUAUUGUUGAUGCAUAACAUCGCGUAAACAAUACCGUCAUCGAUACGCCUCGAUUCAAGUAUUAGAAAUAUGUUUAUUCAAGUAUUUCUACGCACUGCUAAAAAAUGAUAAUUACAUUAAAUAAAAAUUAAUCUCGCAUGA